Glossina fuscipes is the source of this 879-nucleotide messenger RNA. RefSeq lists its product as uncharacterized. Bases 1 to 879 code for a protein of 292 amino acids. The record is from RefSeq and is a predicted model, not a curated record. Gene Ontology annotation, biological process: DNA integration. Gene Ontology annotation, molecular function: nucleic acid binding. The transcript has a single exon. Lineage: Eukaryota; Metazoa; Arthropoda; Insecta; Diptera; Glossinidae.
AUGGUCAAUCUUCCUCAAGCACGAGUAACAUCGGCCAGACCAUUCAUAAACGCAGGUGUUGAUUAUUUUGGAAAAUUAUGGAUCCACUAUAAUAUAAAAGGAAAGAAGCCAACAAAGGCAUAUGUAGCACUCUUUUGUGGUUUCGCUACAAAGGCAGUUCACUUUGAAGUAGUAAGCGAUCUUUCAACCGAAGCCUUCAAGGGAGCACUCAAACGAUUUAUUAGCCGGGGAGGACGCUGUCAAAAUAUUUAUGGUGAGAAUGCAACAAACUUUGUUGGCGCCAGGAACAAGUUAUCAGAACUCUCUAGUUCAAUAUUUUCCGAAAAUGAGAAACAACUCGUUACCUCAACCUUCAGUUCAAAGGGAAUACAAUUCCAUUUCAUUCGACCAAGGGCACCUCAUUUUGGAGGCCUAUGGGAAACAGCCGCUAAAUCAGCUAAACACCUUUUAAUCCGCAGUGUAGGCUCAGCUUCAUUAACUUAUGAAGCAUUGGAACCUGUGAUCAUUGAAAUAGAAGCAAUUUUAAGUUCGCGUCCAUUGACUCCCAUGUCCAAUGAUCCAUCUGAUAUUUCCGCCCUAAGCCCUGGGCACCUAUUGAUUGAUGAAGCUCCUACAGCUCAAGUUGACACUGAAGCCAGUUCCAAGAAACUUUCACUUCUGUCAAGAUGGGAACUCGUCUCUCAAGUUAAAUACGAAUUCUGGAAAAGAUGGUCCAAUGAAUAUCUUCGCGAGUUACAGCAAAGUCAUAAAUGGAAGAAACGGUCUUCCAACACAAAGCCAGGAAAUAUGGUGAUCAUCAGAGAAGACAACAUUCUUAUCAUGAAAUGGCCGUUAGGACGAGCUACAAAUGUAUAUCCAGGAAACGAUGGAUCUGUUUGA